Messenger RNA from Fibroporia radiculosa, 1974 nucleotides. RefSeq lists its product as uncharacterized. The transcript has 13 exons. Gene Ontology annotation, molecular function: transcription cis-regulatory region binding; DNA-binding transcription factor activity, RNA polymerase II-specific; zinc ion binding. Gene Ontology annotation, cellular component: nucleus. Gene Ontology annotation, biological process: regulation of DNA-templated transcription; DNA-templated transcription. Bases 1 to 1974 code for a protein of 657 amino acids. The record is from RefSeq and is a predicted model, not a curated record. Lineage: Eukaryota; Fungi; Basidiomycota; Agaricomycetes; Polyporales; Fibroporiaceae.
AUGUCUGUCUCUCUCCUACAUACCCCCCUCAGUCUCAACCGCGACUGUGACAUGUCUCAGGUUAUGCAAAGCCAGAUGAUUGGCAUGCAAUCAUCCCUGGACCGAAUACUGGCUGCCAUCCAGAUGCAAGGUCAACAGACCGCAGCCAUAGUCCAGCAGACUGUAUUUGCCAACGGCGGACCCCCACCUCUUCCACCACUCCGUAAUGGUGUGGAUAUGUACGGAUCUCCUGGCCCAGCAGAGCAAUCGUCGCGUGGCCCUAGAUCUUUUCCGCCUCUACCAGGUUUUGCACCUCCCCCACACAAAUACGCUACAUAUGGCAUUGUGCCCAGCACAGCGCCAUCGUCAGAUGACGAAUCGGAAGACACGCUGCCUCGGUCGGCUCUGAAUGCUCCGAUCGAGGCCCUUCAAGGUCUUGCGAAUGCUGCAGCCGAAGCCGCCGCGGUACCGUCAGCCUCGCCACCUAGGGUUAAGAAGCGGAAGAAAGCAGAGCCCACACCUCGGAAUGCGUUUCCUCAUGUUGUUGAGAAGGGGCUUGUGAGUGAUGCUGAAGCACGAGAAUUGUACACUAUUUUCUUCUCUGGUUGUCAUAUCUUCAUCCCGUGCUUCGACCCAAGCUAUGACACGUAUGACGGGCUUAUGGAGCGCACGCCCUGGACAUUUGACUCUGUUCUGGCUGUGGCAAGUAAGAUUAGAAGUGGUACCGGACCUUUGAGUUCUACUUUCUACAAAAGUCUAGAGGAAGCACAGGGCAUAGCGCGCUCUACGCUCUUUGGACCAGUGGUUCGCAAAGAAGCUGUGCAAGGCAUGCUGCUCUUGGCCGCUUGGAGUACGAACGGGUGGUUGCCCAGCGGUCAUGCCAUGCGUAUGGCCCUCGACCUCGGGCUGCAUCGCGCUUUAGAGAAACUAGCCGAUCGCGAGGGCGCGAAAAAGCGAAAUGAGGAAGAAGAGCGAAAUUUGGUCAUUUCCGCAAGGAUUUGGUUAUGCCUGUACUGGUUUGAUCAUCAGAUGAGCCUAGGCACUGGCCGCCCGAUUGUUCUCCGCGAUGAAAAUUCUAUCAAACAUUGUCGUUUACUCCUUGCACAUCCUAUGAGUUCUCCAACAGACGUUCGCCUCGUGUCACAGGUGGAGUUGAUUGCCCAGAAGACGCAAAUUUAUGAGACGUUAUCACCACUUAAUGGACAAGUUAAUCACAACACGCUAGCUUUCAUUCGCCGGGCAAAUGUUGCACUUGAUAAAUGGUGGGCGGACUGUGACGAACUCCAUCGUCAAUCUAUGGACGAAGAAUCCCUUCCGCGCAAAAUCCUAGCGGGCGAGCUCCACUACGCGAAAGUCUGGCUUGUUUGCGUAGCCUUGCGUGGCGUCGCAUGGGAUAGGAUGCCCUUCGAGCAACGCGAACUUGCGUUCCAAGCCAAGGAUGCGGCCUCGAAUUGCGUGUCGAACUUACUCAACUCUCCAACUUAUAGAGCGGCGUUACGAUAUGCCGUGCAUGACACCCUCGUCAUGGCUGCCUUUUCCGGUCUUUUCUUGCUGAAGAUGGCGAACCUCUUCCCGGCCGAGAUGGAUCUGGGUACUAUUACCGUCCAGGUUGAGCAACUUGCCGAGUUGUUGUCCGACGUGGCAGCCGAGAGGUAUGCGCUGACUCUUAGAGUCAUGCUUGCUAGCUUAAAGCGCAAGGUCGGCAUGACAGCACCGAUGGGCCCCCCACAUGGCCCGGACAUGAUGGCUCCGCCAUACAUUGAUCCGAGUCUGAUGCCACAGCUACCGUUCACCGUGGAGGAGCUCGGGUUGGGCUCUGGGACCCUGCCCAACGACCGGAUGUUGUUCAGCCCAUCAGCGAUACCACUCUGGCUGCAGGAGCAGAGCCUCACGGACCUUGGGUUACCUUCAAACGGUUCCGACGGUAUUUUUCUGCAGAUGGGACACCCAAACGGAUGGAUGGGCGAUUUCCCUCCCAUGCCCGAGGCUUGGUAG